GCAGGUCCCAGCGCGGCCCCGGCGGAAGAUGCGCGGCCGGCGGUGAGCGGCGCGGGGCAGAGGCCGCAGCCCAGCCCGGCGGGCGGAGGAUGCGGGCCGGGCCGCGCCGGCCCUGAGAGGCAGGAUGGGCACCCAGGGCAGCCCCGUGAAGAGCUACGAUUACCUGCUCAAGUUCCUGCUCGUGGGCGACAGCGACGUGGGCAAGGGCGAGAUCCUGGAGAGCCUGCAGGACGGCGCCUCCGAGUCCCCGUACGCCUACAGCAACGGAAUUGACUACAAGACCACUACUAUCCUGUUGGAUGGCAGAAGGGUCAAGCUGGAACUCUGGGACACUUCAGGGCAAGGGAGAUUUUGCACCAUUUUCAGAUCCUACUCCAGAGGAGCCCAGGGAAUUCUCUUGGUGUAUGACAUCACUAAUCGCUGGUCCUUUGAUGGGAUAGACCGAUGGAUAAAGGAAAUAGAUGAGCACGCCCCAGGUGUCCCUCGGAUCCUGGUGGGGAACAGGCUCCACCUGGCCUUCAAGCGGCAGGUGCCGACGGAGCAGGCGCGGGCCUACGCCGAGAAGAACUGCAUGACCUUCUUCGAGGUGAGCCCCCUGUGCAACUUCAACGUCAUCGAGUCCUUCACGGAGCUGUCCCGCAUCGUCCUCAUGCGGCACGGCAUGGAGAAGAUCUGGAGACCCAACCGAGUGUUCAGCUUGCAGGACCUGUGCUGCCGAGCCAUUGUGUCCUGCACCCCAGUCCACCUCAUCGACAAGCUGCCCUUGCCUGUCACCAUCAAGAGCCACCUGAAGUCCUUCUCCAUGGCCAACGGGAUGAACGCAGUGAUGAUGCACGGCCGGUCGUAUUCCUUGGCCAGCAGUGGGGGCGGGAGCAGCAGCAAAGGGAACAGCUUGAAGAGAUCCAAAUCCAUCCGGCCGCCCCAGAGCCCCCCACAGAACUGCUCACGCAACAACUGCAAGAUCUCUUAGCAGGAUGGGCACCGGGAGCUUCUGUCGGAUCCGCACCCACCCACCAAUGUACAGCUGUUUGCACACCCGGCCCUUUCCCACUGGAUCCUUUCGGAUGGGUUGCUUUUCCAAUGGCACGCACAAGCGUUAGGAAUGUGCUCACGUUUUGGCUUGGCAUAGGAAGAAGCGUGGUGCCGGCUGGAUCCCGCAGCGCUGCCGGAGAGAGGAUCUGCCAAGUGACCCUCCAAGAAUGCUUUGGGCUUUGCCUCUCGGCCUGGGGUGGAAAAUUCAGCAGCUGCCGGGCUGGGGAGGGGGGAAGGGGGAAAAAAGCUCAUCAAGUCUCAAUGGAGCAAUGGAUUUAAUGGAAGAUUGAGAGGCUUAAGGGAGUAGGCAAGGAGAGUCUGUGCUGCAACUUUAACUCUUGGCCUCCUGAACAGAUUGCUGGUGCAAUAGUGAUCCUUGGAUGUAGACAAAAAGAAACAGGGACAGGGGAAUAAUGACAGUUUUCACCGGGAUGUUCACCUGCUGUUGCCAAAAAAACCCAGAAAAUAAGGCAAGAGUUGGCCAAUUGGAAAGGGGAAGGCAGCGCUCGCUGCCUUCGCUUAUUUAUGUAAAUAUUAUACAUAUAUAUAUAUAUAUCACUUGUUUUUUAAGGGUUUUUUUAAGAAGCUGUCAGGGAAAAUUUUAUGCAGCCAUGUAAAUACAAGCACUGGAUGGACUUUCCCAGUGUCAGCAAAGGGGAGAAGUGGAGGAUUUUCUGAUGAAAACACAUAAAUGCUUUAAGAGACUUUCCCUCACCCCUGGGCUCAUGGUGGCAUUUUUAAAUACUGCGUGUGCAGAAGGAGAGGACAAUUCGUGUGGAACAUGCCCCAAGCUGCUUUAUUCCAAUCACUCCCUAAAACUUGUGAGUGCUGAUGCAGGGUGGGAUGGCAGUUGGGGAUUUGGGAGCAAGGGGUGGAAGCAUUGUACCUAAAGCAGAGGAAAAAUGCUGAAUUUUGUCCCUUAUUGCUGCAAAACCUUGGCUGUUGCUUCCAGUGCCCUCCAUCGAGGACACUACCCCGUGUGACAGCCUGUGGAUUCUGGCUGCUUCCAGCUUUGCUUUCCCAAAGAUGCUGCCUGAGGUUGCACUGCUGUGGCUCCUCCUGGAUGAAAGUGGGAAAGGGCAGAAAUGGCUUUUCCUACUGGAGCGUGAAGGAGCAGGGAUUAGGAAGGUGAAAGGUCGGGGUGGGGAAAAAGCAAUCCCCAGGUCCCUUAGUGGCAAAGUCACUCAGUUCUUGGGGCAGUCCCAGAAGAUCAGGAGAGCAAACUGCUUUGCUCCAUAGGACAGCUCCUGGAUUUUGAAGGGGCAAGAGCUUGGGAUGGAUCUUCUGUCAAGCAAGUGCACCUGCUUUCCUGGCUUCAUCCCACAGCUGACCUGUGCUGGGAAUUCACCUGGAAGCUGAGAAGUAAUGCCCAGCCCUUACCCCAGAAGCUCAGGGGGUUGGCAGUGGGGCUGAGCUGUGGUGGCAGAUUCUCGUGGGUGGCCGGGGUGUGUGGACUGUGAGUACCAUGGUAGGAAGCGAAGUGUACAGUGCUGCCGUCCUGCUCCUGGGAUCAGCAGCUCCUCAAGGCCUGGGCUCACUCCGUUCCCCCUCCCCAAGCCGCUCGUUGCACUGUGUGGGCAGGAUGAAGCCGCAGCAGCUCCUGUGCGGCCGACAGACCCGCCAGACCCGCCGUGUCCAGGCUGGACACAUCCCCCCGCGGGGACAUCGCCUUCCCUCGCUCCCGAGCCCACCUGGGAGGUACUGGAGCCUUCCCCGUCCCCUCUGCAGAACACAACAGGGGCAGGUCUCUUGGCUCAGCUUUAUCUCUGCUUUAUCACCCAGCUCAAGUGAGCGGGGAGAGAAUUAAACCCCAGGCAGGCGGAGGGGGAGAAGAAUCCUUUGUAGUGGUGCUUUGGCUCGAGAGCAAAGCCAGGGCCGGGCCCGGCGCGGUGGCACAAGGCCGGGGGAUUUGGAGAACCUGUCUGGGCUGGCUGGCACCUGUUUCCCAUCACUUAACACACAGCAGAAGACAAUCGCUGGCUCAGCAGCCUGGGGAUAUACGGCCGACAGGUGACGGGCACCAAAACCGACGGCUUCUCCCGGGAAACACCACCCGGGCACUGCAGGGCCCCGGCUGCUCCCGGCACCGGUGUGUGGGGCAAAGAGGGAUGGAGGGCUCCUUCCUGAAACCACCAAGCUGCUGCAUGUCUCAAAACUGGCUGUACCUCUGCUUUGGUUUGGCUGUGCCACGUGUGCCACCUCCCCACACUGUUUCCCUGUGGUUGGUGUGGGUUUUGCCACCCUGUAAAGUCUCACGGAUCCUGUCUGGAGUGAGGAUGGAUGAUUUCCCUGGAGUGAUUGCCCAGCAACAAACUUUAAUUUAAAAGGAAAAGAUGCUUGCAUCUGACGUCAACACUAGUCUGUAGCUGCUCUCCAACACUUGUACCAUUCCUGAGUUGGUUUUUUGGACUAUCCUUUUAUUUUUUUAUUCCUUUGUACAGUCAGUGUUGUUCAACUGAUUCUACAUGGUUUUGUUUUGUAUAAAUUAAAGUCUUUUUGUUUGUUUUGAUCUACCAAUUGAAAGGUG
Molecule: messenger RNA, 3559 nt
Organism: Corapipo altera (White-ruffed manakin)
Lineage: Eukaryota; Metazoa; Chordata; Aves; Passeriformes; Pipridae
Gene: RAB40C
Product: RAB40C, member RAS oncogene family
Exons: 6
Coding region: 125-970 (281 amino acids)
Biological process (GO): intracellular signal transduction; protein localization to plasma membrane
Cellular component (GO): plasma membrane; synaptic vesicle; endosome
Molecular function (GO): GTPase activity; GTP binding
Source: RefSeq, a predicted model, not a curated record